UCGCGGGAAAAUUCAGUCGAGAGUUUUGUUUUUCUGGAAGAAUUAAGGCGAAGGACUUUAAUCCCACUGACAACAUUCGUUUCUGUGAAUUUUAGUUGUUCCGCUAGCUUCACCAAAUGUCGAAGAAAAAAGGAUUGAGUUUGGAGGAGAAGAGAACUCGCAUGAUGGAGAUAUUCUUUGAAACGAAAGAUGUGUUUCAGCUCAAAGACAUUGAAAAGAUCGCCCCCAAGACGAAGGGCAUAACUCCAAUGAGUGUAAAGGAGGUGCUACAGAGCCUGGUGGAUGACAACAUGGUGGACUGUGAGAAAGUGGGCACCUCCAACUACUACUGGGCCUUUCCUAGCAAAGCCUUAAACGCUCGCAAGCACAAACUGCAGGAGCUGCAGACACAGAUUUCUGAUGCAAAGCAGCGGAAAGCUAAUCUACAAAAGGCGGUGGAAAAGGCCACAAUUGGACGCCAAGACACAGCAGAGAGGAGCUCCUUGUUGAAGGAGCUGGAGGCUCUGAAAGUGGAGCGAACUCAACUGAAGGCCGAGUUGGAGAAGUACAGGGAAUGUGAUCCAGAAGUUAUUGAGGAGAUGAGAAACUCAAAUGUUGUGGCUAAAGAAGCUGUUUCCAGGUGGACAGAUAAUGUAUUUGCCCUCAAGUCGUGGACAAAAAAGAAGUUUGCUUUUGAUGACAGCCGCAUAGAUAAAGCGUUUGGGAUCCCGGAAGAGUUUGACUACAUGGACUGAAUGUCAUACCGUCUUUGUUUGUCGAAGCAGUAAGAAAGAAAGAAAGAAAGAAGAGUUUCCUUUUGGAGCUUUGUUGCUUGGUUCCUCUAGUUCUACAUUUGUUUUUUAAUGCAUUUAAAAUAAAUAAAUAAAUGCACUGUGAUGCAACAGUCAUAGAUGGGCUUUGAAGAAGAAUGCAUAUCUAUAAGACAACAGAUGGACU
This is a messenger RNA of Cynoglossus semilaevis (tongue sole), 936 nucleotides long. It is a transcript of the gene mnd1, whose product is annotated as meiotic nuclear divisions 1 homolog (S. cerevisiae). The record is from RefSeq and is a predicted model, not a curated record. Gene Ontology annotation, biological process: reciprocal meiotic recombination. The transcript has 8 exons. Gene Ontology annotation, molecular function: double-stranded DNA binding. Lineage: Eukaryota; Metazoa; Chordata; Actinopteri; Pleuronectiformes; Cynoglossidae. Bases 117 to 734 code for a protein of 205 amino acids. Gene Ontology annotation, cellular component: nucleus.